UUUUUUAUUGUCUUGCAGAUACACUUGUACUUGAUGACUCCCAGAUAACAGAAGUAAUGAAGAAGGUUUACAAAGAACAUAACUACAUCCUGUGUCCACACACAGCAACUGCAGCAGCAUACCAUUACAUAAGCAAGGAAGAGAAUCCAUGUGGCUAUAUUGCAACAGCAUCACCAGCCAAGUUCCCAGAGGCAGUAGAGAAAGCAGGGGCACAGCCUGUUACAGAGGGUAUCGGCCACCUUGAAGACCUUCCAACAAAAUUUACGUGGAUGAAGAAGGGAGAAGAUUGGUACUCCAUUCUUCGCAAUAGGAUAUAAGUAAUCUCUUCCAAGAAGGUGUAAAGAAGGAAAGGAAGAUGUAUGUUCAUGAUAAUGUUUUUUUUUUCUUGUUGAUUAUUCAGGGAAUGUGCAUUAAUGUAGUGAAAAGGAUAAAAGUGUGGUUUUUAAUAAAAUUUUAGCUGUGGUUAAAAGUUAGGCAGCAUGUCACCUAUAUUUUGCAUUUGUUAAAUGUUUUCUUUUGUUUUCUUGAGAUGAAUGUGUAUUCUUUUACAUUUACUGAAUUAGAAAGUUUGAAUUUUAAUAUUCUGGUGUCCUUAAGUAUUUUGAGGGCAUGUUGUUGGUAAUUUUCCAAAGGUGUUCCUAGAAUAUGUGCCUAAUUAGCACUUCUUGAGUACUCAUUUUGUUCUUGAAAUAG
Molecule: messenger RNA, 693 nt
Organism: Penaeus monodon (black tiger shrimp)
Lineage: Eukaryota; Metazoa; Arthropoda; Malacostraca; Decapoda; Penaeidae
Product: threonine synthase-like 2
Exons: 2
Coding region: 57-317 (86 amino acids)
Biological process (GO): dephosphorylation; 2-oxobutyrate biosynthetic process
Molecular function (GO): pyridoxal phosphate binding
Source: RefSeq, a predicted model, not a curated record